AUGGCUCGCACGACCCAAAUACUGCGGGAGAGGAGCAACGGGCUCUCAGGGAAUCGCUUUGAAGAGGCUCAAGAGCCUAGGAACUACAAGGAACACGACGACCCGACUCCGAUCUCCAACUCCAUGUCACAAAUCAGCGAAAAGCCGGAUACCUUCGGCCAACAGUCAUCCGAUCAAACCAACAAGCGAAAGCGAGGAGACAUGCCCCAGAGGCGGGAGCGCUCUAAGCGGUUGCGCCGCACACCAGUGUCGUACGCAGACCCGGAGGACACCGAUGACAGCGCCUUCUACGAGUCAGAUGAGGAUGGAGAAGGAAUUGUAACACGAAAGAUCCAGAAACCGAAGGCAGACCGGCCCCUCCCCAAGCGCAAGAUCUUCCCCUUCCUCUCUCUCCCGCGCGAGCUCCGCGACAUCAUAUACGACUACGCUCUUGGCUGCCCGACCGCAGUCGAAACGACCGAUGAGAUCAAGCAGUCCAACAAGAGCAACCAGACCGAUGAAAACGACGAGACCGAUGGAGACAACCAGACCGACGAGAGCAAUGAGACCAACGAGGCCAACGAAACCAACGACAACUCCACUCCAACCGCCACCACCAGCACCUCCUCCUCCAACGUCGUCCGCAUCGAAGAAAUCUACGUCGGCUUCCGCAAGCGCACGAUCCGCGUCGAGGACCGCCUCGACCUGUCGCGCCGACCAGACGGCACACGCGUACCGUGGCGCGACCACAGCGACGACGACAUCGGCUACUCGGUCGACGAGCUCAAGCCGGCGCCGCUGGCGACGGGCCUGCUGGCCGUGUGCCGGCAGGUGCGCGCCGAGGCGGCGCCCGUCCUGUACGGCGGCACGCGCUUCCGCUUCGCCAACUCCAACGCCCUGCUCACCUUCGUCGCGCGCCUGUCGCGCGGGACGCGCGGGAUGUUGCGCGACGUGCGGCUGCUGGAGUGGUACCGGUACAGGAGCAUGUGCCAGGGGUACGACAAGGCCGCGUUCGAGCUGCUGGCGGACGGUGUGACGGGCGUGAAGGCGAUUCAGUUUCCGGCGGACAGCUGUGCGAGCGACGUCUGUCGUAAUGCUUGGCCGUGGUUGGAGGCGAUUGCGAGGGAGAGGGAAGGGGGGCUUGAGAGCGUGUUGGAGAUGUUGAUGGCGGGGAUCGAGGAGUGGGGAGAUGAGUAUCAGGUUGGAGGGGAAAGGAGAACCUCGUUUGCGGAACAGUUCAUGAGCAAGAUGACCAAGCCGGCCAAGAAGCAGGCUGAACUUGCUGAUUGA
Molecule: messenger RNA, 1269 nt
Organism: Lasiodiplodia theobromae
Lineage: Eukaryota; Fungi; Ascomycota; Dothideomycetes; Botryosphaeriales; Botryosphaeriaceae
Product: Glucan synthase protein
Exons: 2
Coding region: 1-1269 (422 amino acids)
Source: RefSeq, a predicted model, not a curated record